AAGGAUGACCGCCCUUGAUUCUGUGUAGAGAUUAAUAAUUGAUGAGUUCACAGUCAGGAAUCUUAGUAAAAGGAAAUUGGUUACUUUGGGCUGCUACUUUGUCAAGUACAGGAGACGGGGUGCUGCAGAACUUGCCGGCAGAAAAAUGAAGAGGACCCUGGUUCUUCUGCUUGCUGUAGCAUUUGUGCAUGCUCUAGAAAGAGGCCGAGAUUAUGAGAAGGAUAAAGUUUGCAAGGAACUUGCCAAUCUGGGAAAAGAGGACUUCACAUCUUUAUCAAUGGUCUUAUACAGCAGAAAGUUUCCCAGCAGCACAUUCGAACAGAUCAGUCACCUUGUGAAUGAAGUUGUCUCCUUGACAGAAGCCUGCUGUGCUGAAGGGGCCGAUCCCGAAUGCUAUGACCUCAGGACCUCAGCAUUGUCUGCUAGGUCCUGUGAAAAGGACUCUCCAUUCCCAGUACACCCAGGAACUGCUGAGUGCUGUACCAGAGAGGGCCUUGAACGGAAACUCUGUAUGGCUGCCCUGAAGCACAAGCCACAAGAGUUUCCUACCUACGUAGAGCCCACAAAUGAUGAAAUCUGUGAGGCAUUCCGGAAAGAUCCCAAAGACUUUGCUGAGCAAUUUAUGUAUGAAUAUUCCAUUAAUUAUGGACAAGCCCCUCUAUCACUCUUAGUCAGUUAUACCAAGAGUUAUCUCUCUAUGGUAGGAUCCUGCUGUACCUCACCAAGCCCAACAGUAUGCUUUUUGAAAGAGAGACUCCAGAUGAAACAUUUAUCACUUCUCACCACUAUGUCAAAUAGAAUCUGUUCACAGUAUGCUGCUUAUGGGAAGGAGAAAUCAAGGCUCAGCCAUCUCAUAAAACUAGCCCAGAAAGUGCCAACUGCUGAACUGGAGGAUGUUUUGCCACUAGCUGAAGAGAUCAACACAAUCCUCUCCAAGUGCUGUGAGUCUACCUCUGAGGACUGCAUGGCCAAGGAGCUGCCUGAAUAUACAGUAAAAAUCUGUGACAACUUAUCCACAAAGAAUUCUAAGUUUAAGGACUGUUGUCAAGAAAAAACACCCAUGGACGUGUUUGUGUGCACUUACUUCAUGCCAGCUGCUCCCACACCUGAGCUUCCAGCCGUUGAGCUGCCCACGAGUACCGACGUAUGUGAUAAAGGGAAUACCAAAGCCAUAGAUCAGUAUACAUUUGAACUAAGUAGGAGAACACAUCUUCCAGAAGUAUUCCUCAGUAAAAUACUUGAGCCAACCCUGAAAAGCCUUGCCGAAUGCUGUGACUCUGAAGAUUCUACUGGUUGUAUGAAUGCUCAGGGCCCUCAACUGAAAAAGGAGUUAUCUUCUUUCAUUGACAAAGGACAAAAACUAUGUGCAGAUUAUUCAGAAAACACUUUUACUGAGUAUAAGAAAAAACUAGCAGAGCAAUUAAAAGCUCAAAUGCCUGAUGCCAGCUCCAUGGAUCUCCAAGGGCUGAUUGACAGGCGCUCAGAUUUUGCCUCCAAGUGCUGUUCCAUCAACUCACCUCCUCUCUAUUGUGAUUCAGAGAUUGAUGUUGAAAUGAAAAAUAUGCUAUAGUCCUGAUGCAUGUGUGUGUGGUCUUAGAUCUGGUGUUGGAACCACCUGGGAACAUCUGAUGGCCUAACCUAAGCAAAACCAGAGCUCCUGGGGAGACCAGUAGAAUACUCCCUGCUUUUUAUCAGCUACAGUAUCUUUAUACAAUGAUAAGAUUGAUAAUUUGCUAAAAAAAUAAAUAUGAAGCAGGCCGUAAAUGUUACCGAGGAUAAUGUUACAAUGUUGAUCUUCAGUUCUGUCCCUGCGAUUUUCACAAAGAUGCUGCAAUAGGCAGGCCCAAGCUCAUGAGCCCCUGCUUUUUUCUAGCUCUCUGCUCUGUCUUUCUAGAAGAUUCACAGUAUUAAGUAUCCACUUUCAAAUUCCCAACACACUAAGCUCCAUUUCUUGAUUACUUCUCAGGCUUAAUAGGCACCAUUAAGGAAAAGUUAGCCAGACUUCUAUCAUCAAUAGCCUGGGAUUGCUCCCUUCUUAAAGAUCCACCACCGCCACCUUCCUGAGAACACGUUUGUGCUCCCAGCUGCUGGUUGUGUGGCAACAUCUCCCUUGCACAAAAAUCUCUGUGGUCUGAACCUUUUUAUCUUUGCUAAAGACAACUACUCAGAGCUAUUUAUUGGGUGAAAAUUCUAAAAACCUGAUUUCAGCUUAAUUCAAUUUACCAUGUGUACUCUGUAUAGGAUAUUUCUAGGUGCUUUCUUUGCUCAGGGAAAAAUGAAUGUCCUAAUUCAACAGGUUUUAUUUUGAAAAAAUGAUCAUACUUUUAGAAUAAAUGCCUCUCUGAAACCAA
Ailuropoda melanoleuca (giant panda) is the source of this 2351-nucleotide messenger RNA. RefSeq names its product GC vitamin D binding protein (gene GC). Gene Ontology annotation, molecular function: vitamin transmembrane transporter activity; vitamin D binding. The transcript has 13 exons. The record is from RefSeq and is a predicted model, not a curated record. Gene Ontology annotation, biological process: vitamin transport. NCBI's taxonomy places the organism in Eukaryota, Metazoa, Chordata, Mammalia, Carnivora, Ursidae. The coding region runs from base 146 to 1570 and encodes 474 amino acids. Gene Ontology annotation, cellular component: blood microparticle; cytoplasm.